Messenger RNA from Kogia breviceps (pygmy sperm whale), 606 nucleotides. The record is from RefSeq and is a predicted model, not a curated record. NCBI's taxonomy places the organism in Eukaryota, Metazoa, Chordata, Mammalia, Artiodactyla, Physeteridae.
UUAGGACCUGGGUUGAGAAGCAGAUUUUAAAAGCAGUUUCUCUUCAAAUCAUCUUUCAUACCACCCGAUAAGCAUCUUGAUUCACCAUGGCAUUGGCAGCAGUAAAAUGGGCUAUAUCAAGCAGAACUAUCUUGAAACAUUUAUUUCCAAUUCAAAAUGGAGCCUUAUAUUGUGUUUGUCAUAAAACUACAUAUUCUUCUCUUCCAGAUGACUAUAAUUGCAAAGUAGAGCUUGCUUUGACAUCUGAUGGCAGGACAAUAGUAUGCAUCUAUCACCCUUCUGUGGACACUCUGUAUGAACACACAAAACCUAUCCCUCGGCCAGAUCCUGUGCAGAAUAAUGAAGAAACACAUGAUCUAGUGCUGAAAACCAGAUUAGAAGAAAAAGGUGAACACUUAGAGCAAGGACCCAUGAUAGAACAACUUAGCAAAAUGUUCUUUACUACUAAGCACCGUUGGUAUCCUCGUGGACAGUAUCAUAGACGCCGUAGGAAACUGAAUCCUCCAAAAGACAGACGAUAUUGAGGUUUUCAAGAAUCAAAGAGAAAUGUUAUCCCGUGUCUCAUUUGCCAUUUGAGAAAAUACAAUUGGGUAUAUUCACUAAUAU